CACGAACGGGCGAGGGUUCUCGAGAUGCGACUUUCGUUUGCCCCGGGGUUGCUGCAACGGUGCCACUUUUGAUCACCAUCCACCCUCGUUUUCAUCCAAGCCGCUCCCUUGGUGCCGCUCUUUACUUGGGUAUAUCUGUACUUCUCUCCCGCUCCUUCCCUCCCCCCCGCCGAUCUUGUUCCUCUUUUCCCUUGCAUCCCUUUUCUCGAUCUUAAAACGCAUCAUCGACAAGAAAGGGCACCCAUCCACAAACACCAUGUCCUCGAGCGAGAAGGAGGCCACGGGCCCGGUAGCUGCCCACGUGGGCAACCUGGCGACAACUCAGGAUGUUGAGAAGAUUGAGGCUCCAGUUACCUGGAAGGCAUACCUGAUCUGCGCCUUCGCGUCCUUCGGUGGUAUCUUCUUCGGUUACGAUUCCGGUUACAUCAACGGCGUCCUCGCCUCCAAGCUCUUCAUCAAUGCCGUCGAGGGUGCCGGCAAGGAUGCGAUUAGCGAGUCGCACAGCUCGCUGAUCGUCUCUAUCCUGUCCUGCGGUACCUUCUUCGGCGCCCUCAUCGCCGGUGACCUCGCCGACUUCAUCGGCCGCAAGUACACUGUCAUCCUCGGCUGUCUCAUCUACAUUAUCGGCUGCGUUAUCCAGAUUAUCACUGGUCUCGGCAACGCUCUCGGUGCCAUUGUCGCCGGUCGUCUUAUUGCCGGUAUUGGCGUCGGCUUCGAGUCCGCCAUCGUCAUUCUGUACAUGUCCGAGAUUUGCCCUCGCAAGGUCCGUGGCGCCUUGGUCGCGGGCUACCAGUUCUGCAUCACGAUUGGUCUCAUGCUUGCGUCCUGCGUUGUGUACGGUACCCAGAACCGCCAGGAUACCGGCCAAUACCGCAUCCCCAUCGGCAUCCAGUUCAUCUGGGCCCUCAUCCUGGGCGGCGGUCUUCUCUGCCUUCCCGACUCGCCUCGCUACUUCGUCAAGAGGGGUAGGCUCGCGGAUGCGACCAGCGCCCUCUCGCGCCUCCGCGGCCAGCCCGAGGACUCGGAAUACAUCCAGGUCGAACUCGCUGAGAUCGUCGCCAACGAGGAGUACGAGCGUCAGCUCAUUCCCUCCACCACCUGGUUCGGCAGCUGGGCCAACUGCUUCAAGGGCUCGCUCUUCAAGGCCAAUUCGAACCUGCGCAAGACCAUCCUCGGCACUUCCCUGCAGAUGAUGCAGCAAUGGACCGGUGUCAACUUCAUCUUCUACUACUCGACUCCGUUCCUCAAGUCCACGGGCGCCAUUGACGACCCGUUCCUCAUGUCCAUGGUCUUCACCAUCAUCAACGUCUUCUCGACCCCUAUCUCCUUCUACACCGUCGAGAGGUUCGGUCGUCGUACCAUCCUGUUCUGGGGUGCUCUGGGCAUGCUUAUCUGCCAGUUCCUCGUCGCCAUCGUCGGUGUCACCGUCGGCUUCAACCAUACCCACCCGGCCCCGACAGCGGACGACCCGGAAGCCACUCUCGCCAACAACAUCUCUGCUGUUAACGCCCAGAUUGCUUUCAUCGCCAUCUUCAUCUUCUUCUUCGCCUCGACCUGGGGCCCCGGCGCCUGGAUCGUGAUUGGCGAGAUCUUCCCUCUUCCCAUCCGCUCGCGUGGUGUCGGCCUCUCGACCGCCUCGAACUGGUUGUGGAACACCAUCAUCGCCGUCAUCACGCCCUACAUGGUCGGCGAGGACCGCGGCAACAUGAAGUCGUCCGUGUUCUUCGUAUGGGGCGGCCUCUGCACUUGCGCCUUUGUCUACACCUACUUCCUCGUGCCCGAGACCAAGGGUCUGUCUCUUGAGCAGGUUGACAAGAUGAUGGAGGAGACCACCCCGCGCACUUCGGCCAAGUGGAAGCCCACCACGACCUUCGCUGCCAGCCACCCGACCGAUCUCAAGCAGGGCGAGGCCGCUGUGUAAAUCUUUGGGUAGCAGGGCGGCGUGGCCGUUCAUCCAUGCAUUUGUUUGCUGUCAUUUUCAGUACUAGUCAAAUCCAAGAAUUGCAUACAGAUGACUUCGCGACAGGUGCUGGUUGGAUGUGCUCAGAAGAAUCUAAUUACAACAAUGUAGCGUUUGAUUUGGCGGGAGUAUAUGUGUAUAGAGAUAUGGUACGCGCUAUG
Molecule: messenger RNA, 2121 nt
Organism: Thermothelomyces thermophilus ATCC 42464
Lineage: Eukaryota; Fungi; Ascomycota; Sordariomycetes; Sordariales; Chaetomiaceae
Exons: 2
Coding region: 257-1921 (554 amino acids)
Biological process (GO): carbohydrate transport; transmembrane transport
Cellular component (GO): membrane
Molecular function (GO): carbohydrate:proton symporter activity
Source: RefSeq, a predicted model, not a curated record